This is a messenger RNA of Rubroshorea leprosula, 1212 nucleotides long. The record is from the annotation of a GenBank genome assembly. NCBI's taxonomy places the organism in Eukaryota, Viridiplantae, Streptophyta, Magnoliopsida, Malvales, Dipterocarpaceae.
CUGCACCAUCUCCCAUUUAGAGUGAAAUUGAUUUACUCCUUUCAGCUAAAUGAGAUUUUCAAGUUCAACACUCUUUUUGCUCUUACUUUCCUUUGCUUUUCACAUAAAUCUUAGUUCUGCUGAAGGUGCUGUUGAUUUUCGGAAGGGUUGUGACAUCAGCAACGGUAACUUCACCGCUAACAGUACCUACGAGGCCAACCUCAAUCGUCUCUUCUCCCAACUCUCCUCUGACCAGGAUUUCAAGUAUGGGUUCUAUAAUAUGUCCGUUGGCCAAAGCCCUGACCAGGUCAAUGCAAUUGCACUCUGCAGGGGAGACCAAAAGGAGAACGCCUGCAGAAGUUGCCUGAACGACACCAUCUCCGCACUGCAAAAAGGCUGUCCCAGAAACAAAGAAGCAAUCGGGUGGUCAGAAUUAUGUACUCUACGCUACUCAACGCGAAAAAUUUUUGGAGUUAUGGAAACCGAUCCUUUUCAUGCAUUGUGGAGAGUUGAUAGCCAAGCUGCGCCGCGUGAUGAUAAUGAUUUCGACAGGGCCAUGACUUUCUUGUUGAAAAAUUUAAGCGGCGGUGCGGCCAACGGAAAUCCACUUUUCAAGUUUGCAGCGGGUGAAACGAUUUCUUCCCAAAGAAUUUGCGCCAUGGUGCAAUGUACACCGGAUCUGUCCCAGGAAAAUUGCAGCGCUUGUCUGGCGAGGGGCAGCGACAGGAUGAGGUCACACUGCUAUGGAAUAACAGGCUGCAGAAUUGUACAACCCAGCUGUAUCUUAAGAUACGAGAUAAAUUUUUUUUUGGACGACUCAGCUGUUAAUAUCACAGAUGUGCCGUUUUCACCUCCUUCUCCAAGUCCAACAGAAGGUAGCUAACGAUGUGUGGAGAAGUUAAAUUACAAGAAACGGAAGGAUAAGGAGCUAUUGGAGAAAAAACAGAAAAAAGAAUACAAAAGGAAGAGGGAAGAAGCAAAGAGCAAUAAUGAGAGAGAUGAGGAGUAUGAAGGGAGUGAAGAAAGGAGAAAAGGGAAAAGGGCCUCGGUCUCAAGGGUCAAUCAUGAACGCGAAGAUGAUGAGAACUUUGAUGAAUUCCUAGAGGGAAUGUUUCCAUAAAGAUUGGUGAAUAAGUGUGUUAUUAUGCCAUGUUUAGGAUUUACGAUUACCAUAUAUAGGUAGUAGUUGCACUUGGGCCUUCAGGCCAGUGGCAAAAAAACCACAUUGAAGUG